Messenger RNA from Setaria italica (foxtail millet), 655 nucleotides. Its product is annotated as ADP-ribosylation factor-like protein 2. The record is from RefSeq and is a predicted model, not a curated record. Gene Ontology annotation, cellular component: microtubule cytoskeleton; cytoplasm. Gene Ontology annotation, molecular function: GTPase activity; GTP binding. NCBI's taxonomy places the organism in Eukaryota, Viridiplantae, Streptophyta, Magnoliopsida, Poales, Poaceae. The transcript has 4 exons. Gene Ontology annotation, biological process: protein folding. The coding region runs from base 125 to 655 and encodes 176 amino acids.
GGAGUGAGAGAAAUCUGCAUCACUGCUCUGCUUGCGGCGGCCUCGAACUCCCCUGUUUGGCCGUUCCUCUCCGGCUCUCCCCAGCCGCCUCCGCGCUCUGUUCGUCCGCUUUCCCUCCGAGAUCAUGGGUCUACUCAGCAUCAUCAGGAAGAUCAAGCGCAAGGAGAAGGAGAUGCGCAUCCUCAUGGUGGGUCUGGACAACUCGGGGAAGACGACCAUCGUGCUCAAGAUCAACGGGGAGGACACCAGCGUCAUCAGCCCCACCCUCGGCUUCAACAUCAAGACCAUCAAGUACCACAAAUACUCGUUGAACAUAUGGGAUGUUGGAGGACAGAAGACUAUCCGGUCUUAUUGGAGAAAUUACUUUGAGCAGACUGAUGGACUAGUUUGGGUGGUUGAUAGUUCAGAUGUACGGAGGCUUGAUGAUUGCCGUGCUGAACUCCACAAUCUCUUGAAAGAAGAGGUAUACUUCUACAGUUGCACCGUUGGCCGACUGACUCGCUUGCCUUCCUUUCAGGUUCUGAAUCUUGAAGUGAUGGACGGGAGCAGGCACUGGAAGAUCGUCGGCUGCAGCGCCUACACCGGCGAGGGGCUUCUCGACGGAUUCGACUGGCUGGUGCAGGACAUUGCCUCUCGGAUCUACGUCCUAGACUGA